Messenger RNA from Pararge aegeria (speckled wood butterfly), 1902 nucleotides. It is a transcript of the gene LPCAT, whose product is annotated as lysophosphatidylcholine acyltransferase. Gene Ontology annotation, molecular function: calcium ion binding. The transcript is spliced from 11 exons. NCBI's taxonomy places the organism in Eukaryota, Metazoa, Arthropoda, Insecta, Lepidoptera, Nymphalidae. Bases 173 to 1666 code for a protein of 497 amino acids. The record is from RefSeq and is a predicted model, not a curated record.
GUAAGGUGGAUGUAAACUCCGUCGCGAUAAAAUAUUACGAAAAAAAAACGCGUUUUAAAAUUAAAUACAGUGUUAUAGCAAUACGUAACCGAUUAUCGUGUUGAUAAAAUGAGUGAAAAAGUGUGAUUGAAUUAUUUAAUAACACGCAAAUAGUCGUUGUGUUCUCGUGAAAAUGAAUGGUAAAAUGCAUAGUGAAACUGCCACUUUCUCGGCAGACGGCGUGCGUGCCCAAAUAUUAAACCCAUUUGUUCACAAAUUGGAAUUGGACAACACAUACGAUAAAAUACGGACUGCCAUCUUCACUGUCAUCUUAUUACCUUUUCGGGUGAUAGUCAUAUGCUUCCUGAUCGUCACUGCCUGGUUCCUCGCGUGCAUAGGGCUCCAUGGCCUUAGCGAGGACGACCUGAGGGAGAAACCCAUGACCGGAUGGCGAAGCAAGCUGCGCUUCUCGAUUCUGUCCCUGAUCCGCUUGGUGGUGGUAGCUGCUGGGUUCCAUCGGGUGCGGGUGUUGGGUCGCGAGCACGUGCCCUCCGACCGGCGUGAGGCCCCGGUCAUCGUAAUCGCACCUCACUCCUCCUACUUCGACGCGAUAGCCAUCGUUUGCCUCGGUGCUCCCAGUGUUGUGGCGAAGGCUGACACGGCACGACUGCCCUUCAUCGGACAACUGAUAAACUACACUCAGCCGGUGUACGUGUGGCGGGAUGACCCUAACUCCAGGCAAAACACCAUCAAGGAAAUCAUAGAGCGUGCGACUUCGAAAGAAGACUGGCCUCAGGUGUUAAUUUUCCCGGAGGGCACUUGCACGAAUCGUUCCUGCUUGAUCACUUUCAAGCCGGGCGGAUUCUACCCCGGCGUGCCCGUGCAGCCCGUCACCAUCCGCUACCCCAACGCCCGAGACACGGUCACCUGGACCUGGGACGGACCUGGCGCGUUAAAACUGUUGUGGCUGACGUUAACCCAGGUGCACAGUUCGUGUGAAAUCGAGUUCCUGCCAGUGUACUACCCCAAUGAAGACGAGAAACAGGAUCCCAAGCUGUACGCGAGGAACGUCAGGGAUGUUAUGGCCAAAGCUCUGGGUGUACCGGUGUUGGACUACACAUACGACGACUGCCGCCUCAUCGCGCAAGCUAAGCAAAUGGGCAUUCCGGGAGGCGUGGCCGUAAGGGAGGUCAGCGAACUGAGGACACUGCUUGGUUUAACAAGAACUCGGGUAGAGAUGGACCUAGCCCGCCAAUGUAUUCAGGAGGAACGUAGGUGGGUGUCCGGGCAAGAAUUCGCUCAGAGGCUGGGAGUUCCCUACGACACCCGCUCCCAACGUCUAUACAAAAUAUUUGAGAAUUACGAUCUCGGGAUGGCCUACUUCCCCGACUACCUUAUGUGCGCGGUGUUCCUGUCGAUACAGCACGCGACCGCUAGUCAACUUCUAGAAUAUGCUUUUAAGCUUUACGACCCGGUGGGGGCGGGAAGGCUCAAGAUGCACAACUUCGAAGAGGUGGCGACUCGCUGCCUGGGGCUCGCGCACGAGGAGGCGCAGAACACGUUCCGACAGGUCGACGAAGAUGACAAGGGGUAUAUCACCUAUGAUGACUUCAUGUCGUUCUUCCAAAACAAGUCUGACUUCUCGCUGAGUUUCGUGGAGGUGCCGGUGAAGCCGAAAGCUCAGUGAGGGUCGGUUCACAUCCCCACCGUCUGCAGUCAAGUACCAUAAGGGUUACGCGUAGUCAUACAUAAGUGCAAUCCAAAUGUGUAGGUCUUUAUUAUGAAAAUUAAGCUAAAAUUGCUAUACUGCGCGAAAAGCAGGAGAAUCUGUAUGGUGCACCGACACCGGAGCGUCCUCGGGAGAUAUUGACAUACGAUAUUAUAUUAUUGUAAAGUCAACAUCUCCUGAGGAUUCUCCGGUUU